This is a messenger RNA of Cydia amplana, 1005 nucleotides long. RefSeq names its product alpha-tocopherol transfer protein-like. The transcript has 6 exons. Bases 38 to 985 code for a protein of 315 amino acids. Gene Ontology annotation, cellular component: membrane. NCBI's taxonomy places the organism in Eukaryota, Metazoa, Arthropoda, Insecta, Lepidoptera, Tortricidae. Gene Ontology annotation, molecular function: phosphatidylinositol bisphosphate binding. The record is from RefSeq and is a predicted model, not a curated record.
GCAAUUUUCUACUUGUCUACAGACAUAAAGUAUAAAGAUGGCGGAAAUAACACACAUCAAUCCAUUGCUGCUUGUCACCGAGAAGCAAAUACAAGGUGUGCGUGCGUGCUGCGACCUGGACGUGAAACAACUCCGAGAGUCCAUCGACGCGGUCCUGGAGUGGUGUUCCAAGGAGCCACAUCUUGAAGGAGCUGUUCCGAUAUUGAAAAAACUCCGCUUGAUAGAACGAACUCUGCUGAUCACACAAGGGUCCAUAGAAGAGACUAAGAAGAGAAUAGAAGCUGUCUUGACCUCGAGGGGAAUGAUGCCCGAACUGAGUCACAAUCGGUCUGUCGACGAAUUUAAAACUAUCCUCGGUUGUGUAAAUUACGUGAACCUACCAAAACUAUGUCCAUCAGACAACUCAAGAGUGAUCUUAGUCAAUUUCAACAAGGAGAACAUCGAUGAUUUCACACUAUUAGCUUACUUCAGAUAUGCAUUUUAUGUAGGGGAAUACAGGCUAUUCGAUGAUUAUACUAUCAAUGAGAGGCAUGUGAUUGAUCUAGAAGGUGUGAAUUUGGGACUGCUCACUAAAAUCAACCCCAUUUUGUUGAAAAAAGCAGAAUUAUUGGCCACAGAAGGUUACGGUACAAAAAUAAAAGGUAUUCACAUACUCAACGCACCAAGUUGGGUAGACAGAUUCGUGUUUAUUCUGAAGCAGUGCAUGAAACCGAAGGUAGCGGGGAGGCUGCACGUCCAUAACUCCAUCAGCGACUUCCAGAAACACGUGCCGAAGGAAAUCUUGCCUAAAGAGUAUGGCGGUGAUGAGCAGUCAGUCAGAAAGAUAGCUGACGCCUGGAAUGACUUUAUGAGCAAUGAAGAGACAAAGCAAAAAAUUAAGAAUUUAGACCAACUUGUAGCCGACGAAACCAGAAGAACAAACACUAAGUUCAACGAUGAAUACCUGGGCAUGCCUGGCUCUUUCAGAAAACUUAAUGUUGAUUAGAAUAAUUGAUAUAUUUAGGA